CAUUUCCAUUCAAAUUCAAACCGAACUCAAAAACCAAAAGAAAAUGACAUCCAAACCCAAACCCAAACCAACACCUUCACCACCUCUAAGUCCAUUAUUUGAAGAUACACCGAUUCCAAAUUAUCAAAUUAAUAAAACUUAUGGUGAUCGUGAAGAUGUGAUUGCAGAAGCUGAAGCAGAAGAAGAAAACUGGCGUCAAGAGUUAUCUAGAUUAGAUCUUUAUCCUCCUCCUUCUAAUCCGAGUAGAGCGUUUAGUUCGAAUUCUUUAAAUCGUAAUCGUUCUGGCUUCAAUUUUAAUCCAAUAUCUUUGUUAGCUUUUAGAGGUAUUCGAUUUAAAUUAAAUCUUUUGAUUUGUUUUUGGAUUGUUUGGCCAAUGUUUUGGUGGAUAGUCACUUCAAUCUUAUCAGAUCAUCCAUCACUCUUUCCAAUCUCUCUAAGAAAUUCAAAAUCCACCUUAAUCAUCGUAGCACAUCCAGAUGAUGAAUGUUUAUUUUUUGGUCCAACUAUAAUUUCAAUCCUAAAAAAAACUAAAACUCAUGGUGCACUUUUAGUUUUAAGUUCAGGUAAUCAUUAUGGUUUAGGUGAGAUUAGAAGGAUCGAAUUGAAAGCUAGUUGUACAGAAUUAGGUAUACGUGAAGAAAGGUGUGAUGUGAUGGAUAUUUCUUCCGUUCAGGAUGAUCCUGUGAAAUGGUGGCCAACUGAAACGAUCUCUAAAGUAGUUAAAGAUUAUCUCGAUAAAUGGAUGAUUGAUAGUAUUGUGACCUUUGAUGAUCAAGGGAUUAGUGGACACAUCAAUCAUCGAGCAGUAUCAGCAGCAGUCACUCAACUUUCACUUUCUCUAAAUGCAACAAGAUCCAUUACCACCUCAUCUAAACAUCUCAAACCUGCUCCAAGUCUAUAUACAUUAAAAUCGGUGUUUGUAUUACGAAAAUAUUCAGGAUUAUAUGAUUUACCAUUUAGCUUAUUAAGGUUUUUACCUAAUUUGAUCUUUGGACCUAAUUCACAAAUCACAUUAGAUUUAGUACCAGGUUAUGAUUCGAAAACUGAAUUGAAUUCUAUUGAUUCUGAAAAAAGAAGAAAGUCUAUCACUCUAAGUACUGAGAAUGGUUUGUUGAUCAAUAGUUUAUGGGAUUAUUUUAAAACUAGAAACUCGUUUUGGAAACAUAGAUCUCAAAUGGUUUGGGAUAGACAUUUAUAUAUGAUCUUAUCUCGUUAUAUGUACUUUAAUACUAUUGAACGUGUGGUUUGAUUUUUUUCCAAAAACAUCAAUGGAUUGAAAGAUUUUUUUUUGUUUCAAUUUGAUCAUCAUCAUUUCAUUUUAUUUUGUUUUGCAAAUGCAUGAAUCUCUUUUGGGUAGUUUCUUUUUUUUAACCAAAAAAAAUCUUGUUUCAUAUCGAUUUCUGUUUUUGUGUUGAAUUGAAUUAGCUGUAUAUAUUCUGUAAAUAGCCUUCUUUUCUUUAUCAAGAAUUGUCACUUGUAGAAUUGGAAGUUUUUUUUAAAAUGCUUUGUGGGUUAUCUUUUGUUUGAAAAGUUGUCUUUGAUAUAGAGGUGGUUAAGAGGUUUUGAA
Molecule: messenger RNA, 1567 nt
Organism: Melampsora larici-populina 98AG31
Lineage: Eukaryota; Fungi; Basidiomycota; Pucciniomycetes; Pucciniales; Melampsoraceae
Exons: 6
Coding region: 44-1249 (401 amino acids)
Biological process (GO): GPI anchor biosynthetic process
Cellular component (GO): endoplasmic reticulum
Molecular function (GO): N-acetylglucosaminylphosphatidylinositol deacetylase activity
Source: RefSeq, a predicted model, not a curated record